CGGGCGCAGGCGCGGCCCCGCCCCAAGGGAAGCGGAAGCGCUGCUCGGACUGCAGUGAGUUUUGGAGAGAACAGCCAUGGGCGUUAGAGGUUUGCAGGGAUUUGUGUCAAGAGUUUGCCCUGAUGCGUGCAAAACAGUAGAUCUGAGAGAAAUGGCAGAAAAACAUCGUGUCAAUCAUCCUGAUUUCCCACCUGUUAUUGUAGUAGAUGCCAUGAGUUGUGUUAGAUACUGGUACACACCAGAAUUUUGGGUGUGUGGUGGCCAGUGGCGGGAGUACCUUGCCAUUUUAGAGGAUUUUGUUAACAUUUUUAUGGCAGCUGGUAUCAAGUUGGUGUUUUACUUUGACGGAGUGGUAGAAGAGAAAAAGAGAGAGGAGUGGAUCAAACGGAGGUGGAAUAAUACCAAGGAAAUAGCCAGACUAUUUCAGUUUAUUAAGACUCACAGGAAACAACCAGGCAGAGAAAUGUUUGUUCUUCCCUCAGCUUUGCCUACUUUUACACGUUAUGCCUUGAAGUCACUUGGCCAAAAAACAGUAUGCACAUUACAAGAGGCAGACUUUGAGGUGGCUGCAUAUGGUUUGCAACACAACUGCAUAGGAAUUCUGGGGCAAGAUAGUGACUACCUCAUCUAUAAUACAUGUCCCUACUUUUCCAUUGAGAACCUCCGUUUGGACAGACUGGUCACUGUUAUGUACUCUCGAGAGGAACUUUGCAACGUGUUGGGUAUUAGUUUGACACACCUCCCUCUCUUUGCUUCCUUGCUUGGCAAUGAUAUUGUUCCAGAAAGCUUGUUGGAAGGCUUUUGGCACAAAUGUUUAGUCACCAGUCCCCACAAGAACAACAGCUACAACAGAAGAACAAAAAUACUUCUAGGUGUAGCAAAUUACAUCUCAAAAAUUCCAUGCUCAUACAGCAGCCUGAAACACUUGGAAGACAUGCUACCUCUGGGAUCUGACAAAACGUUACUUUACAGAGGAGUAAAGUCCUAUCUUUUGCCUGGGCAGCAGUCUCCAUGGAUUCCUCCCAAUGUAACAAAUUGUCAAAUGUUAUCUCUUCAGCAGCAAUCAGCCAUCUGUCAAGAUAAAGAAAUCUUUCAGUUAGCUAAAGAACAGCAUAUCCAAUCUGAAAAUUAUUCAGUCUUCAAUAUCCUGAGUAAUGGAGAGAUUGAGUGCAGCAACUCUUUGGAAGAUGAUUGUGAUACAGAGAUUCCUGGACAGUCACUUAUCUACCGCCCUGCUCGUCAGCAUAUUUAUUCUGUCUUGUUGGAAUCUGGGAAAGAUGGAGCCUAUCCUUUGGUAAAAGAGUGGUUUGUCUAUUUUGGAAAUCCUCUCAAGCAGCCGGAGCUAAUACAACCUGUACAACCUUCUUUUCCAGGUGGAACACCUAAUUUGAAAACACUGUGGCUUGCCAAAGGACCUGAUGUGGAAAAGCAACGGUAUAGUACGUUUAUGGCAUGCUUUCACCUUCAGGAUGAGGUGGAAGAACUCCAAGCUCUAGAAGCACCUGUUGCAGGAUUCUGUUGCUUGCUGACCUAUCUUAUGAUGCAGGUCAGUAGCCUCUCUCUGGAGGACUUAAAUGCAUUUCUGGCACUCGUUCUCUGCCUCAAAGGGAAGUCAGCUGCUCAACUGGCAGGUCUGCAGCUUGCAGAAGUAGACUCCAGAGCUGUACAUCUUGGCGCUGUCUUGGUUCGUGGCCUUACAACGUUGCUCAUGGCCAAUAGCGCCUGUGGCUUUCCAUUCAGAAUGGAUGAUUUGAUGCCUUGGGCAGUGUUUGAUGGAAAACUUUUUCAAGAAAAAUACCAGCAGUCGCACCGAGGUUGCUCUGUGCAAGAGCUUUUGGAAGGCAAUGAGUCUUUGUAUACACCCUUCCAGAAUCUGAAGUCUUUCAUUUGCAAGGUUUGCAUGGCAAAGAAAAGAGUGAUACAGAGCAGACCAAGAGGGAAUGGAUUUAACACAGGAAGAGAACAAAGAGAUUUUAAUCCCAGAUUCCAACAACCACGCAGAAGUCAUUUUGUUUCUCCAUAUCAUAACCAGAUGAGGGGGUUCGUACAGAGAAAUCCUCAAUCACAAGGUGGGGGAUCAGGACACCCAGACCGGAGGAGAUUUCACCUUCCUCCUCGGUAAAGAAUACAUGUCUACAGGUGGCAAACUGAGAUGAUGGGAUAGUUACGUUUGAGAUAAUUUUUGUUUAUGAGAACCUCUUUUUAUAAACUUUGUACAAAUAACUGAACCACGUAAUUGUGGAGGAAAUCCCUCAAAGCUGAGGCUGUUCACCUUGUUAAUCACUUUUCAUGUUAGCUCUCUUUUUAUGAGACCAGAAUCACUAAAACUUGUUACGGGUACCUGAGACACAUUAACAUCACAGUACAGCUACAUGGUUUUGUCCAUUUGACAAUGGAAAGUCUGAAGUGUUUUUUACAACACUGUUAGAUAUUUCUGACUGUAAAUUUAGGAUCUAAACUAUGAUUUUUGCAUAUUUUUGUUAUUUUUGUUUAUCUUACAAGACUUUCCCCACUGUGAAUAAUGUGUCAUGUUCGUGCUGUAUGUGGUUUGUGUCUUAAUUGUGGAUUAUAUCUGUAUCUUAAGGGUUAUACCAUUGUUACUGAAACCUGUAGAAAAGUUUGAAACAUGCCAUCACGGAUGUAAGCAUCAUCUGCCAGUGAAACAAUAUCACCUUUUUGUAAAAA
Neopelma chrysocephalum (saffron-crested tyrant-manakin) is the source of this 2685-nucleotide messenger RNA. RefSeq names its product family with sequence similarity 120B (gene FAM120B). The transcript has 10 exons. NCBI's taxonomy places the organism in Eukaryota, Metazoa, Chordata, Aves, Passeriformes, Pipridae. Gene Ontology annotation, cellular component: nucleus. The coding region runs from base 77 to 2122 and encodes 681 amino acids. The record is from RefSeq and is a predicted model, not a curated record.